This is a messenger RNA of Scophthalmus maximus (turbot), 1857 nucleotides long. RefSeq names its product solute carrier family 35 member C1 (gene slc35c1). The record is from RefSeq and is a predicted model, not a curated record. Bases 79 to 1257 code for a protein of 392 amino acids. Gene Ontology annotation, biological process: GDP-fucose import into Golgi lumen; protein O-linked glycosylation via fucose. The transcript has 3 exons. NCBI's taxonomy places the organism in Eukaryota, Metazoa, Chordata, Actinopteri, Pleuronectiformes, Scophthalmidae. Gene Ontology annotation, molecular function: antiporter activity. Gene Ontology annotation, cellular component: Golgi apparatus.
UGCCUUCUGACGUGGCAAGUGGCGUUCAUCAGGAAAUUCUGGUCGCACAGUAAGUCACCUGUCCUGUCCCGUCGCUUUAUGGGCGGGGCAGGAAAAUCAAUCACUUCCUCAUUGACCAUUGUCCCGUGCGCGACAGAGACCUCUCCGACAAACUUCAGGACGCACUUGAAGCGGUUCAACAUCUUGAAGAUGGCGCUGGCGGGCUCCGAGGCGACGAGGGACGGCGGCCGGGAGGAGACCUUCCUGUACCGGUCCUUGCGCAUCGCGGCCGUGGUCGCGCUCUACUGGUUCAUCUCCAUCACCAUGGUGUUCCUCAACAACUACCUGCUGGACAACAAGGACCUGGACGCGCCGCUCUUCAUCACCUUCUUCCAGUGCCUGGUGACGGUGGGCCUGUGCUGGCUCAUGCAGCUGCUGUCCAGGCUGUGCCCGUGGCUCGUCGACUUCCCGGCGGUCACGUUCGACCUGAAGACGUCGCGCGAGGUGCUGCCGCUCUCCGUCGUCUUCAUCAGCAUGAUCACCUUCAACAACCUGUGCCUGAAGCACGUGGGCGUGGCCUUCUACACGGUGGGCCGCUCCCUCACCACGGUCUUCAACGUGCUGCUGUCCUAUGUGAUCCUGAAGCAGACCACGUCGCUCAGAGCCAUCAUCUGCUGCGGGGUCAUACUCGGUGGAUUCUGGCUUGGUGUGGACCAGGAGGGCUUAGCUGGGUCCCUCUCCAUGUCAGGCGUUGUCUUCGGGAUCAUUGCCAGCGCCUGUGUUUCCCUCAACGCUAUCUACACCAAGAAGGUGAUGCCGGCGGUGGACGGAAACAUCUGGAAACUGUCCUACUACAACAACAUCAACGCCUGCGUCCUCUUCGUGCCGCUCAUUAUCGUGUUCGGAGAGUGUGGCCAUCUCGCCAGCUUCAGCCGCCUCACCGACUUAGGGUUCUGGGGUAUGAUGACACUCGGGGGAGUGUUUGGCUUCGGCAUCGGCUACGUCACGGGCCUCCAGAUCAAGUUCACCAGCCCGCUCUCUCACAACGUCUCGGGGACGGCGAAAGCCUGCGCGCAGACCGUCAUCGCAGUGGCGUAUUACUCCUCGAGCAAAAGCAUGCUGUGGUGGACCAGCAACAUGAUGGUUCUCUGCGGCUCAUCGGCCUACACAUGGGUCAAAACUCUAGAAAUGAAGAAGACCCCCAGCAAAGACACACAGGACUCGGCCAAAGAAAAACUGCUCCCGGGCGACAAAGAAAGCGUUGGUGCCGGUGUGUGACUUGGGCUGAGAAACCAUUAAUUGUUUGUCCACGUUGCAGAAAAAUGUGAAUAAAUGUAACUUGUAAAACUAGAAAGUGCUCGUUGGAGCACGUACCUCCGCCAAGUGAAAACAUGACUUCCUUGGCGGAGGCAAAUAUGAUUGAUAUGGAGUGGGUGCGUACAUGAAAUCAGUGAUUUUGCUUGGGUUUACUACUUUUGUGUGGGUCCUUUUUUAUGCACUUUUGGUGUGAAGGAGUUUGUACAUAUAAUAUUAAAGCUUCAUAUUCAUUUGAGGCUUCUUCUUAAAAUUAUUUUUUUAUUGAAAAAAAUAGUAAUGUAUUCAAUGGUGUGGUUGAAAAAAAAUCUUGAGUUUUUUAUAUAUAUAUAUAUAUAUAUACAGUGGGAGCUUGUAAGAUAUUUACUUAGUUUGAAAGUAUUUAUCACAUUAAAAUAAGAAACAUUUCUAUGGUUGUUCAAUUCUGCUUAUUAUGUUUUUUGUCAGAGGGGAUGUUGGACAUGCAAAUUGCCAUUUGUUAUUAAUCAUGUCAAUGUUUUAAAACUUUGGCGAAGAACUUAUUUGUUUUCUCAAAUAAGAAUAAAGUCAAGUUUUAGUUGCUCA